Messenger RNA from Onthophagus taurus, 2709 nucleotides. RefSeq names its product neurofilament medium polypeptide-like. NCBI's taxonomy places the organism in Eukaryota, Metazoa, Arthropoda, Insecta, Coleoptera, Scarabaeidae. The record is from RefSeq and is a predicted model, not a curated record.
CUUCAUGGUAUAAUUAAUGUUUGUAAACAAAACUAACCUUACUUAAUAUUCCUUCAUGCUAUAAUUGACAGACUGAGUUCCCAACCCUUUUCUCUAUUCAUUUUAUUCCCAUAUCGCCUCUCUCGUCAUUCUUUGGAAGUAAUGUCCGGUUCUUGCUAUCACUUUAGUUUUGUCACCCUCCAUGGUGUGUCCUCCUUUGUGGCAAUACUGUUGGAUUUUAUUCAGUCGGACGUCCUACUUGUGUUUCUUGAUGCAGCAUUCGAUGUUACGUCCAGUUUGGCCAACGUAAUAGUUGAUGGGAUGAAGCCUGCAGGUAUUUAUUCGUAUGCGUCUUCUUUCGAUAUACUCCCAGUUCCAUGCCACCAUCUGUCUUCCUAGUGACCAACACAUCCCAGAAUUUUAACUGCUUUGCAGUUUCCAUUUCCAUAAAUUUGAUCAUGAAUUGUUGUGAGUUUAGGUGGUCUAGAAAUUCCUGGAGUUUCUCUUUUCAUGAUAGUUUCUGGCGAAGACCAUUCCAUCUCUGGUGAAUAGAGAUUCCACAUCGAAACUUACCAAGAUAUCCUGGGAGUCUAACUUCAUACUCUGUUUUACCUGUAAAAGGAGACAGAAUCUUGGCAAGGUGUUUUGCUAGUUGAUAGGUGGGAGAAUUUAUGGCACUGACAAUAGGGCGUACUAGGACACCUGGUUUAUGGAUUUUGGGUAAUCCAUAUAUCCUUGGAGGUACUGGGGCCUGUACAAAUAAGCUUCUCUGUGAUUCUGCUGGGAUAAAUAUAUUUAUAAAUACAUUCUUUAUAGCACAAUUAGAAAAAUCCCCCGCACGGUUGGACGAAUUUUUAUUCCUCAUAAUGAAUAGUAUGGGAAAUUUUAUUGGGAACUAUAUUGAGGUUGCCGAUAUCGUGCAGUUCUUCAGUAGUAAUACAGACGUGAUGAGGCGUUGCGAAUCAAGCCUCGAACGCCAUAUAUCAGCUCGUAAACGAGCUUUUCGCCCAGAGCUACAUAAAUAUCAAGAAAAUAGUAAGAAUUGCCAGUGCCACGUUUGCACAGCAAGGGCGAUGUGCAAUAUUGAUGAGAUGCAUGAAUACUGGUGUUGCUUAGAAGAAUUAUUGCUUAAGCUGUGUGCAGAUGAAACGAUGGAAGAAGAGGCAGCAAACGUGCUUGAAACCCUGAGAGAAUUUUAUUUUACAUUACAAUUUGAUCUGCCAGUAUGUUGCAGACGCAAAGAUAAGAAAAGUGUCAUUCGCAAAUGUAUCGAGGAAGAGUUGUUGCGACCAUUAAAAAAAUUAGUUUUAGCAAGCAAGUAUGACAAGAAAAAGACUGAACCAGCUAAAUCAAUUGAACACCCAGAAUCUUCAAAACCAAAAUCACCGACGAAGGACGACAAACGGAAAAAACAGCGGAGUAAAAUAUCGUUGAGUCCUACUAGUGAAGGACUUCCAAAAGCACCCCAAUCUACAUCACCUAGGAAGAAGGUUCAAACAAGUGGCGGAGACGCAAAACCGUCUACGUCUAAAAUGCUCAUGCAAGAAGAGGAAGAUGUGACAGUUUACGAACUAGCACUUGAUCACGAAAGUGAGGGUGAUGAAGAAGGUGCCACAGCCCAAGAGGAACCAAGCGAGUUUAUCCUCAAAAUGGUCAAAAAAGGAGGAAUUUACAUGCCAUCGAAUUUAGAAGAGCUUCCCGAAGAAUUAAAAAACGUAUUUAAAAGAAUCGCAGAUGCUGCAAAAAUGAUAGUGGAUGCUCCUCCGAGCACUUCAGCAGCUGCAUCACCUGCGAAAUCACGAAAACAUAAACCAAAGAAAACGACCGAAGUAUUAACAAAGCCCGUUCUGGUCGUCUCACCACCAGUCGAAAAGAAAAUCCAAAUAAUUCCUCACGAAGUACAAGAAGCCAUGGAUGUUUUUCCACAACUGCAACGUUACGGCUUAUCUGCUAAGCCUUCCAGUGUGAAGCUGACAGAACCCGAUCCCGAAAGAAUUAAAUUGGAAGACUUAAUGGCAUCAGGUUCUUUCAAAAAGCAUAAACAACCCGAAAAUCCAUUCAAAUUAACACAAAAAAGACAGGCAGAGAGGGUAAAAUUAUCACAUGCUCUACAUAGAUCAUCUUCCAUCGAAAAGCUUCCUUCAGAAUUUCCUGACGAUGAACCAAUUAUGCCAUUUAAAUUACAACCUCCUCAACCAAAAUCCCCUCCUGGUGCAAAGCAACCGGACACCACCAAACUUUUAAAAGACGAAUUGGAUAAAACAACCAUCGGGAAGAAACUUUUUGAAACCGUUUUUGGAGUUCAAGAUGAUGAUAAAAUCUUUCAACUUGAAGAAUUGAUGAAAAUAGAGCAACCAGCUAUCGAAAUGCAAAGACCUGUUCCAGUUCCGAAGGAGCCUCGAGCAGAAGAGAAGAAAGUUAGCAAACAGUCACGCUUAGAUCCGAAUCUUGCAAGCAGUUCUAAGCAGACCACCCAAGCUCAGUAUUACCCACAAGAUGUGAAGCCCCAAAUAACUUACGACGAAAAGGACUUAGAAGUUGUCGAUCUAUCCGAAGCUUCAUACGAAUACGGAUUUGAAUAUUCAGAUGAUGAUGAAGAGGAGGAAUUAACUUACGAUGAAGCUUCUGGAUCAAAGUAAUCAGUUUAAUAUUUAAUAAUUUUGAGUUAAUUUGAUUUGAUUUUGUGAUUAUUUUGAGUUCCUACAAAGAUGUUUGUAAUAGUUUAAUAAG